AUGGAUUUGGCAAAAGUGUGUAUAAAAUCGACCUUCUUUGCAUUCCGGGACCAAUUCUACGAACAGACGGAGGGAGCAGCAAUGGGUUCACCGUUAUAUCCGGUCCUGGCCAAUAUAUACAUGGAAGCCUUUGAGAAGAAAGCUCUGGAAUCCACAACGUUGAAGCCUAAGUGCUGGUACCUAUAUGUUGACGACACCUUCAUCAUCUGGCCCCACGGACGCAACACCGUAGCGGAUUUCCUGGAUCACAUCAAUGGGAUACAUCCAGAUAUCCAGUUUACCAUGGAAGUAGAGAAAAAUGCCGCCCUUCCCUUCUUGGAUGUUUUGGUUGAGAGGAAACCAGACGGCACUUUAGGACAUCAAGUACAUAUACGGGAAGCCAAAUCACACAGACAGAUAUUUGAAUGCGGAGUCCCACCAUCACCCAGCCCAGAAACAGAGGAGCCAAGACAUGUAGCUGAAGAACUAGAACACCUAUGCACGGCCCUCAGAGGUAAUGGCUACACGGCGAGAAAUAUCGAACGAGCUAUCAGGAGACAUACGCCCAUGGAGAAACGGGAGUGCAACAACUAUACGACCAGCUCCAAGGCCCCGGUGUGUACAGUAUUCCUUGUUCUUGCGGAAAGGUCUACAUAG
Molecule: messenger RNA, 636 nt
Organism: Anoplophora glabripennis (Asian longhorned beetle)
Lineage: Eukaryota; Metazoa; Arthropoda; Insecta; Coleoptera; Cerambycidae
Exons: 1
Coding region: 1-636 (211 amino acids)
Source: RefSeq, a predicted model, not a curated record